This is a messenger RNA of Pangasianodon hypophthalmus (striped catfish), 1601 nucleotides long. It is a transcript of the gene vcpkmt, whose product is annotated as valosin containing protein lysine (K) methyltransferase. The transcript has 5 exons. Gene Ontology annotation, biological process: peptidyl-lysine methylation. Lineage: Eukaryota; Metazoa; Chordata; Actinopteri; Siluriformes; Pangasiidae. Bases 41 to 721 code for a protein of 226 amino acids. The record is from RefSeq and is a predicted model, not a curated record. Gene Ontology annotation, molecular function: protein-lysine N-methyltransferase activity. Gene Ontology annotation, cellular component: cytosol; cytoplasm.
ACCGCACGUUCUCAUUGGCUGGUCUGAACCCGGAAGGAACAUGGCGGUCUCGCCUGAGCAGCAAGUUUCGAUCACUCAUUUUGUUAGAGAGAUUGAGAAAAAUGACGGCUCUGUUCUGAAGGUAUAUCAGUACAGCACAGGUGACGUAGGCUGCGUGGUUUGGGAUGCGGCUAUUGUGCUAUCAAAAUACCUCGAAACAGAGCAGUUUUGUAAUUCCCGGUCCGGUGUCAGUACAUGGUCCUCUAAACACAUGAUCGAGCUUGGCGCGGGGACAGGAGUGGUGGGUAUCAUGGCCGCCUCGCUGGGAGCCAAUGUCACAGUGACAGAUCUGGAGGAUCUCCAACCUCUCCUUGAACUAAACAUCCGGGAAAACCGAGAGCUUCUCAGUACAGGCUCAAUCACAGCCAAGGUACUGAAAUGGGGUGAGAAUGUGACAGAUUUUUUGCCACAUCCAGACUACAUUCUAUUGGCUGACUGCAUCUAUUAUGAACAGUCUGUGGUGCCGCUGGUGGAGACACUGAAGCUCCUGGCUGGACCUGAGACCUGCGUCAUCUGCUGUUAUGAGCAGCGCACUAUGGGAGUUAAUCCUGAAGUGGAGAAGAGAUUUUUUGAGUUGCUGUUGCAAGACUUUGAGGCUGAGGAGGUGCCGGCUGAAAAACAAGACCCUGAGUUUAAUAGUCCCGACAUUCACAUUCUCCAUCUACGACGCAGGCACGGCUGAAUGGAUUUCAACGUGUAUAUGCAUAGUGUGCAAAAGGUGUAUCCAGACCUUCCAACGUUUAUGUAUUUUGUUCCACAGUUUAACAUCACUGCUAUGAGUUAUUACUCAAAAACACCCCAAAAUUAUUUCCCCAAUAAAAAUGGCAGAUACAUCAGUCAACAUAUGAACCUGGAAGGAUUCACAGUUGUAUGUGUUUUAAACUUUCCUAUGCUAACUGACCCCCGGAAGCCCUGGCUGUCUUAACUCGAUUUUCCCGUUUGAAAUAUGAGGCAGAGAGGUAAAUGGAAACUGUUUUGAGUUCACUGAUGCGAAAUGAAAUCUAUCAAAGUAUGUUUGACUUAGCUAACAUUAGCCAAAUAUAUAGUUAACAUGACUAAAUUAUGUUUAUUAGGAAAAUGAAAAUAUUUGUCAUAAAGAGAAAAAAGUCUGAAAACUAACUGAAAAUUUAGGCCUACACUGAAGUGUCAAAUCCAACACUUUACAAAUAAUAUUAACAGUAAUGAUAAUUACGCAUUAUUCCUCUCUGGCGUUGGAAGAUCUGUGUAUGUGUUAUUUUGGGGCAGGUGGGGUGUAAAUCAUAUGAUUAUGAAGGUGUGUUUGCAUUUUUGUGCAGCUGCUUUAAUGGUUUCAUCUAGUUGAGACUAAACACUUGAUGUUAUAUCGUCUAAAAUAGUAUUUAAGGUAUACAAGCUUGUUUGAUCCUACUGGAUUGUAAAUAAAACAUAUUUUCAGGCUCUGUGUAUUUAUGCUAUUCUUUGAGUCUCUGUCUUCAGACCCUGUCUCCUGACUCUGUUUAGACAGAUGGUAUGUUUUUUUUCCCUCAUCACUGUAUCCAAUCCAGUCUUUUUCCUUGAAGUCAUUAAAAUAUUUUCCAUCCCUC